Molecule: messenger RNA, 5755 nt
Organism: Larimichthys crocea (large yellow croaker)
Lineage: Eukaryota; Metazoa; Chordata; Actinopteri; Sciaenidae
Gene: strip2
Product: striatin interacting protein 2
Exons: 22
Coding region: 178-2697 (839 amino acids)
Biological process (GO): cytoskeleton organization
Cellular component (GO): cytosol
Source: RefSeq, a predicted model, not a curated record
GGGGGGGGGGGUAUCAGCAGCAGCAGCAGCAGCAGCAGAGGAGGAGGAGGAGGAGAUCUUGGGCAACUUGGGCUCCGGAGCCGGUGCUCUCCUCUUGGUGCGGCGCAGUCUCAGCUCUUCCACCGGACCGGUAUGCACUACCCGCGGAGAAGGAAGUGAACCGACCGAGACAGAAAGAUGCAGGCGGAGGACAUGGAGGUACCUAUCAUUAAUAACCUUAACGAUAACGGCGACAGACAGAGGCCGAAAGGGAAAGAUGUGUUCAAGGAUCAGCAGAAGGAGUCGGAGAGCUCCAUGGAGUCUCCCAACCUGGAGUUUGAGUAUGGAGACACUGACACACUGACUGCAGAGCUUUCAGAGCUCUACAGUUACACAGAGGAGCCUGAAUUUGCCCUGAACAGAGACUACUUUGAGGAGGACUUCAGGAGCCAUGCUCGAGGCAGGAGGUGGAUCGAGCUGACGGUGGAGGAGCAGAGGGCGUAUGUGAUGAGGCUGCUGGAUGCGCUGGAGGUGACUGAUAGAGACAAGAGGCUGAAGGUGGCCAGGGCCAUCCUGUACCUGGCACAGGGAGUGUUUGAUGAGUGUGACACCGAGGUGGACGUCCUCCACUGGUCCAGACACAAUGUCUUCCUGCUCUACGACAUGGGAAUCUUCACGGCACUGCUGGAGCUGCUUAGCAUGGAGAUCGAUAACAACCAGGCGUGUAGCAGUGCAGUGAGGAAGCCUGCCAUCUCCCUCGCAGACAGCACAGAGCUCAGGGUGCUACUGAGCAUCAUGUACCUGAUGGUGGAGACCAUUAGACUUCAAACAGAGGACGACAGACCUGAGUGGAGAACAGCCCGAGAAGCCUUCAAGAACGAGCUAGGUUCACCUCUGUACAACGGAGAGCCCUUCGCCCUACUCCUCUUCACCAUGGUGACCAAGUUCUGCAGCAUGAAUGCCCCACACUUCCCCAUGAAGAAAGUCCUACUGCUGCUCUGGAAGACAAUACUAUUCACCUUGGGGGGUUUCGAGGAGCUCCAGGAGAUGAAGGUACGGGGCCGGGAGCGUCUGAACCUGCCCCCGCUGCCCGAGGACAGCAUCAAGGUGGUCAGGGCCAUGAGGGCAGCCUCGCCACCAGCCUCUGCCAUGGAGCUCAUUGAACAACAGCAGCAGCAGAAGAGAGGCCGUCGCAGCCGCAGGAGUGCCUUUGUUGAUAGCUUGGAAGGAGACAGUCCCUUUCCCAAGAAGCAGCCUCUGGUCAAACAGGACAGCCUGGACACGUACAACGAGCGGGACCCCUUCAAGAACGACGACGCCCGGGAUGAGGAGGAAGACCCCGAGGAUACGGACAGCGGCAUUGAGGGCGAGGUGGACCCCUUGGACCGUGAUGUGAUCAUCCAGCCGCCGCCUCCACCUCCUCCCCUCAGACCCCCCACAGAAAGGGUCAACUUCCCCAAGGGCCUCCCCUGGGCCCCCAAAGUCAGGGAGAAAGACAUCGAGCACUUCCUCGAGACCAGCAGAAACAAGUUCAUCGGUUUUACGCUGGGAAAUGAUAUAGAGACCCUGGUGGGCUUGCCCAGACCGAUCCACGAGAGCGUCAAGACUCUUAAACAGCACAAAUAUGUGUCCAUCGCUGAAGUCCAGAUCAAGAGGGAGGACGAGCUGCAACAGUGUCCUCUGACUCUGGGCGAGGAGGAGGUGGAGGAGACACCAACAGAGAUGCUGUACCUGGGCAUGCUUCCUAACCUUUCCCAGUAUGUGAUUGCCCUCCUGAAGCUGCUGCUGGCUGCAGCUCCGACCUCCAAAGCCAAAACUGACUCCAUUAACAUCUUGGCUGAUGUGUUGCCUGAGGAGAUGCCCAUCACAGUCCUUCAAAGCAUGAAGCUGGGAAUCGACGUGAACCGACACAAGGAAAUCAUCGUCAAGGCCAUCUCCGCUCUGCUCCUGUUACUCCUUAAACACUUCAAGCUCAACCAUAUUUAUCAGUUUGAGAUUGUCUCCCAGCACCUUGUGUUUGCCAACUGUAUCCCACUCAUCCUCAAGUUCUUCAAUCAGAACAUAAUGUCCUACAUCAGUGCCAAAAACAGUAUAUGUGUGCUGGACUUUCCCCACUGUGUGGUCCAUGAAAUGCCUGAGCUCACAGCUGAGAGCCUGGAAGCAGGAGACAGCAACCAGUUCUGCUGGAGAAACCUGUUUUCUUGUAUCAAUCUGCUGAGAAUAUUAAAUAAGCUGACCAAGUGGAAACACUCCAGGACAAUGAUGCUGGUGGUGUUCAAGUCUGCCCCCAUCCUGAAGAGAGCACUGAAGGUGAAGCAGGCCAUGAUGCAGCUCUACGUCCUCAAGCUGCUUAAGAUCCAGACAAAGUACCUGGGCCGCCAGUGGAGGAAAAGCAACAUGAAGACCAUGUCGGCCAUCUACCAGAAAGUCCGCCACAGGCUCAAUGACGACUGGGCCUACGGGAACGAUAUCGAUGCACGUCCCUGGGACUUCCAGGCGGAGGAGUGUGCCCUGCGUGAGAGCAUCGAGAAGUUCAACAGCCGGCGCUACGACAAGAACAAGAACGGGGACUUCACCCCCGUGGACAACUGCCUGCAAAGCGUGCUGGGCCAGCGCGUAGAGCUUCCCGAGGACUUCCACUACAGCUACGAGAUGUGGCUGGAGAGAGAGGUCUUCUCCCAGCCCAUCCAGUGGGAAGGGCUGCUGCAGAAUCCGUGAUGGAGGGUGGAAGGAGAGGGUUCGGCGGGGAGGGGAGGGCGACGUGGUGGCGGUUGGAGAGGUCACAUACGAGCCUGUCGGAGUAGUUUUAGGGUGUGUUCUUAGUGUGAAAAUGGAGCCUCCGAGCAGAUCAGAGGAGGAGGAGGCAGGAAUGGAGGUUAUACUGCACGUCAGUGAUGGAGAGAUGGGGGAGGGUGAAGAAAAAGAAGCUGAUGGGAGAAGACUGAAGAUGAAGGGUACAAACAAAUGAAUGCUUCCUACUGUGAACUGUGAGCCCGACACAAAUAGAUGCCACACUCACACUCGACGCUAACACGUGCCUACGACUACUGUGAACACACACAUGGACGUGAAAGGCAAGAACAGACGAAGCAGUUCAUCAUAAACCUGCUAUAUCAGGAGACUGUAUCAGCCAGUUAUACUGCCCCCGCCCCACCUCCCCGCCUCUGUGUUACACCACAAAAAUAUCUUCACCACUUCAAUUUAUAUGUCUCUCUUUUUAAAAUGUUGGUGCUCUUUUGACUCCUUAGUGACAUUUUCCUAUUUAUUUAUAUCAGUGGGUGUGGUUAAACAUUUUACAAUAUUUUUGUUUUUGAAAGAAGAUGUAAAUUUAAAUGAUUUCUAAUCAGUUUAUGUCUUUUUUUUUUUUUUAACAGUGGGUAUCGGGUUGUAGUUUGUUGUUGAGGGAUUUGAAAGUUUUUCUUACGCAUUUUCUAGAAGAAAAAAAAAAAGCCACAGGGUCAUUUUUUUAGUCAAAAUGUAGAAGUGGGAGAUAUUUCCACAAAAGGCAUAGUGAUCUCACAAAAUAUGUCACCAAAAAAAAAAAUAAUUAAGGAACAUACCAGCUAUAAGUCUAUGGGUUUGUUUGUGAACGUAAACAGUGUGCAUGUGCAGAAAGAAAGAAAACAAACAGUAAAUGAAAAUGGGCACAUGAGGAGGCUUGGAGAAAGAAACAAUAAGAAUCCUUUGGAAGAAACUCUAUGUAUCCUGUUUGUUAUCUGGACAUUUACCCUGUAUUGAAUCAUUACUAUUCUAGGUAUCUUAGAAACUCUUUGGUAUCUUUGAAUUUCAAAUCCAGAAUCAAAUCUGUACAUCCAAAAUCAUGAAGUCCAUGGAAAAGCUAAGCUCUAUAACAGUGGGGCAGUUAACUUGAUGCACAGUUAACAAAACAACCAUUUAAAGUCUCUUUUAAAACCUAAAAUUUGGUGUAAAAACUGAGCAGCAACCUCCGUGGCUGUGAAGUGAAGCCAACGUGGAAGUGCCAAAAACUGAUUUUGAAAAUGGCUCUUUAGAAACUCGUGGAUACAGACGUAUACACUGUCCCUUCUCUUUCUGUCCCAUUUGAGGCAAAGAAGAAAACUUACUUGGACUUAAAAGUCCAGUGUGUAGGAUUUACCUGCAGGUUGCAACCAAUUGAAUAUCCCCUACCUCACCUACCCUUCUUAGCAUGCAGGGGAACCCACGGUGGCUGUGAAAGUUGCGAAAUAACCUGAAAUCUCUCGUUUGUCUGUUCGGUGCCAUGGAGCCACUCUUUGUCUAUGUUCAUUCAAAGGUAACACAAAACAAACAAAUUCAACACAAAUAUUCUUAUUUUCAGGUGAUCAUACACUAAACAGUUUUGUUAAAAAUACAUUUCUGCCAUUGAUCCCUCUAAAUCUUACACACUGGACCUGGAAAUUUGAGAUUUAUGCUUUUAAGAAUCGAAACUCACUGGUUGUUUUGGCAAAUGUACAUCUCUUAACCUCCCCACCAGCCUUUCUAUAGAACCAUAUGGGGCUAAUCGAGCCUCAGCAAUGAUCAGCAUAGCAGGAAUUUUGUUGAAAGUUUAAGAUAGCUAAUUGUGACCCCCCCGUUUCAACCCGUUGACUUCCUCUCUAUCGGCCCAACAAACAGCACAAUAUGUAAAAAACCACUGAGCUCCUCGGUGGUGGCCUUGGUGAGCACUUUGCCACCCUUGCUUGGAAGAACACAGUCGUCACAAAAAAAAUGGUGCUGCUUUUGUAGUUCGUCUUCACUGUACCUUAUUCGCUCCUUCACGUCCAACUACCUAAGCGGGGGACUACAGAGUUGAGGGCUCUGGAGUGUUUCCUGUGAAUGUCUGAAACUGAAGCACAGAUUACAAAGAGCAUGGUCACCUUUUUUUUUUUCUCCAUAUCAUUGCUCAGAUUGUUACCUACAUGCCUUGAUGGCUCAAGAGCAGUCGUGUAUUAUCUUUGUACAGAACAAUAAUUUGGACACUCAGGCUUCUCUGUGCAAACGUGCAUGGCCGCUGUUUUGUUUGGAGUAUGUGUUAACAUUUAAACCUUGUAUUUGGAAUGGCUAGUCUUCUUUUGUCUAAUGUUUCCAAUACAAGUAGAAGUCUCUCAGUGUUCUGCAUUACAAGGGGUUUAUUUUUCUUCUUCGGGAAAGUGAAAUCUUUAAAAAAAAUAAUAUUGUAUACUUCAUAGAUUCUCAGGUUUACGGAGAUAAUAUAUUGCAACGGUUUUAAAAGCUUCCUGCCGUCAUCUAGCUCACUGUACUGAUGAAUACACCGUUAUUGUCACGUUCUUGUACAACAAUAACACCUGAAGCACUAAACACUCACUGCAUCGGCUGUACGUGUUCACUAAUAACUCAUGGUGAGUUUGUAUUUAUGUCACUUACAUUUUAAUUUUUUUUCUUUUUUUGUAUCUUGUGCCAAAUGUGAGUGCCAUUUUCUAUUUUUAUUUCAUUGUUGUUGCCUUCAUGACCAUGUUUAAGGUUUUUUUUCCAUUCAAGUCAAAGUUGAAGGAUUGCAAUACAAAAAUGUUAUUUUCUACCUGAAAAUUGUACAAUCAAUGAAAAUAGCUGUUUCUUGUAUCUGGUACAGUAUUUUACCAGAAAGUGUUUAGCAUUGUAUGGAUGUUACUACAGUAUAUAUGUGUUUUUGUUACACACAUUUCCAUAUCUGUAUAGUCUAGGUCAAUACUCAAUACUGAUUUGUUCAGGGGUAUGUGCAAUUACAGAUCCAUAGAGGCAUUAUUCAAUAGAAUGACAGAUUACAAUAUCAGAGUUGCUUAUUAAACAAUGUUGAACAGUU